AGCUAGGCCUGCGAAAUGGGCUGGGGGAAGGGAGCUCGGGGGGUGUUCUGCAGAAAAAAGGGAUACGGUGUCCAUUUGAGUUCUGUCUUGUCCAGGACUGGUUUCCUCUCUGCUGUCAGCAUGGCAACAUCGCUUAGAACCGCAUGGUCCAGCCUCUUCUGGAUGCAUUCAGUAGCAACCUGUAGGCGGGCCCCGCUACAGAAUGGAGCAGUAUAUCAUGCUUGCCAUAAAUCUACAUACUCAGUUCUCCCUGAAGACUACAACUGCAAAGUGGAACUUGCAGUGACGUCAGAUUUGAAGACAAUUGUCUGCUACCACCCUUCGCUUGAGAUUCCAUACGAGCAUACAAAACCCAUACCACGGCCAGAUCCAGUGAAUAAUACAGAAGAAACCCUUGAUCAAGUUUUGAAAUCCAGAUUGAAUGAAAAAGAGCUAAAGAACAAUAGAGGUCCUACAAUUGAAGAGCUCAGCAAAAUGUUUUACACAACAAAACAUCGCUGGUAUCCUGUGGGACAGUAUCAUAGAAGACGCAAGAAUCCUAAUCCUCCUAAAGACAGAUAAUGAAGAUAACUUCUUGUUCAUCAGCACUUUGCUAUUAAUCUUUAUGGGAAAUAAAAAUUACAGAAUGUGAGAUGUUUGGCAAUUCAGUGUGGGUGCUAUAACUAAAACAUGCUUAACUAAAUUUGACUCUUACUUUCUACUUCAGCUAGUUGACAGAAAAACAACAAAACUGCACUGAUGAAACAAGGAUCCAGUGAAGGCUAUUGUAUACGCGCGGUCAGUGAAUGUGCUAGUCUUAGAGCUGGAUUUAACAGGUGAUGGAGUGCUCGAUUAAACUAGGUCAAGGGCUCAUCGUUGGUAAAGUGAAUGCGUAGAAGUAGUAUGUCAAAAUGGGAAGUCUAGAACUGGAUGUGUUAGGGUUUGGUGUUACUUUGGGGGGAUAAUUUAGAAAUCUAGUAACUGAAAUGCAGGUGAGCUUUAAUCCUGAGGUAUUAAUGAAAUAGUAUUGAUGAAAAAUAUCAUGAGAGGUAUUUUUGAAAAUGAUGAAAUAGUUUUUCUUUUUCUGUUAGACUUGUAAGA
Harpia harpyja (harpy eagle) is the source of this 1080-nucleotide messenger RNA. It is a transcript of the gene MRPL42, whose product is annotated as mitochondrial ribosomal protein L42. The record is from RefSeq and is a predicted model, not a curated record. NCBI's taxonomy places the organism in Eukaryota, Metazoa, Chordata, Aves, Accipitriformes, Accipitridae. The coding region runs from base 16 to 561 and encodes 181 amino acids. The transcript has 6 exons. Gene Ontology annotation, cellular component: mitochondrial large ribosomal subunit.